This is a messenger RNA of Toxorhynchites rutilus septentrionalis, 1044 nucleotides long. Its product is annotated as farnesol dehydrogenase-like. The transcript is spliced from 3 exons. The record is from RefSeq and is a predicted model, not a curated record. Gene Ontology annotation, molecular function: oxidoreductase activity. Lineage: Eukaryota; Metazoa; Arthropoda; Insecta; Diptera; Culicidae. The coding region runs from base 94 to 846 and encodes 250 amino acids.
CUAUAAAUUAACUCGGAUUCCACAAUUGGUGUUUUAUUGGCGUGACUGAUAGUGCCGAGUGAAGUACUGCGAAACCGAGAAUUCCCUGUCAUUAUGGAACGCUGGAGGAAUCGCGUCGCCGCGGUCACGGGAGCAAGUGCUGGCAUUGGUUGGGCCAUAGCAAAAGUCCUGCUACAAUCCGGCAUGGUCGUUGUCGGAAUGGCAAGGCGGGCGGAGAAAAUCGAAGAGCUGAAAUUUACGCUCCCCGCCGAACUUCGAAACAAGCUACAUGCCUGCAAGUGUGAUGUGAACAAUGAGAAGGACAUCAUAGCAGCGUUGAAAUGGAUUGAUAGCACUUUAGGUGGGGCGGAUGUGCUUGUGAACAAUGCAGGGGUGCUGAAAAGUACGCAUCUGACCAGUCCCGGCAACACGGAGAUGAUUCGUAACGUUGUCGAAACGAAUAUUAUGGGGUUAAUCAUUUGCUCGAGGGAGGCCUAUCGAUCGAUGAAGAAACGCAACGUUGCUGGCCAUAUAGUGAAUAUGAAUAGUGUGGUGGGACACGGGGUUCCAGUUGGGGUUGGUACCCUGAACACGUACAAUGUAUAUCCGGCCACGAAGCAUGCCGUGACGGCUAUUACCGAAACAUUGCGCAUCGAACUGAUGAAUGAUAACAGCAAGGUAAAGGUUACGAGCAUAAGUCCUGGAGCUGUGCGAACGGAGAUAUUCAACGAUCCAGAAUUGUUGAAGAAACCAAUACCGUUUCUGGAUCCGGAUGAUAUUGCAAACAGUGUAUUGCACGUGAUCUCAACACCAGCACAUGUAGAGAUCAAGGAGCUCACAAUUAAGCCACUCGGAGAACGAUUCUAGAGAUGUUUCAGAGUAUUAUAUAACCAACAAAGUUGCUUAGAAAACUUUCUUAUGUUUGGCUCGUUCCGUCAAACAAGAGAAACGCAUAUGUCAGUGUUCUCUUUUUGAAAUCGAAUUUUCUCCCUAAUAUUUUUACAACAAAUAAUAAAUAAAUAUAAGAUGGAAUGAGGGAAUUGCUAAGAAAAUGUAUAAAAAUCA